Messenger RNA from Rotaria socialis, 738 nucleotides. Lineage: Eukaryota; Metazoa; Rotifera; Eurotatoria; Philodinida; Philodinidae. The record is from the annotation of a GenBank genome assembly.
AUGUAUUCACCAUGGAUAAUAUCAACGCCUUGUUCAUUUUCUGGAAAUGUUGAUCUUAACUAUAGAAAUUUUCAACAAGAACAACAGAUAAAUUUGCCACAUAUGAGUAACGAUUGCCCAAUACGUUCAUUCAAUAAUCUUGAUUUAUCAAAUCCAUUUAAUAUGAUUGCAACAACAUCACCAAUACUAUCGGUCUGGUCCUUGGAUAGUCUUCAUUAUGAUCAUAAUCAAUUAAAUGAACAGCAGCAAAAACAAGAAUUAAGAACUAAUUAUUUUGAACCAUUACCUUUCACUGAUAACCAUAAUCCACCGAAACAAGAUAGCUAUCCACAAUUAUCACAAAAACAUACCAUUAUUAAACAAAGUAUAAUAUUAUGUGAUUGCUCGAAAAACAAAAAACAACGAUAUUGUCAUAAUUUGUCACAUUACAAAAGUUGUGAUAAUCUAUUUUCUUCAACAUCUGAUCGAAUAAAACGACAAAUAUGUAGCUUUUGUAAAUCUAAUGAUGAAUCAGCUAAUGUUUAUACUUCGCAUGUUUUACGCAAUACAGAUAAUGAAAUAGAAAGUCCAAUUUUAAUGGCGUACGUUUGUCCGAAAUGCGGUGCUACUGGUAAAUCAGCUCAUACAAUAAAAUAUUGUACAGCUUUAUCUGAAAUUGAACGUAUUGCAUUACCGACAGUUAAACUAUUUAAAGAAGGUCGAUCGUCUUCCGGAAAUAUGAAUCUCUUCAAAAAAUAA